AUGGUCAAGGAGACCAAGCUUUACGACUCAUUAGGCAUUUCAGAAACCGCGACGCAAGAUGAGAUCAAGAAAGCAUACCGCAAGGCGGCGCUAAAAUGGCACCCCGACAAGAACAAGGACAACCCGCAAGCUAUGGAGAAGUUCAAAGAAUGCUCACAGGCCUACGAAAUCCUCUCCGAUCCCGAGAAGCGCAAGACCUAUGACCAGUACGGCCUCGAAUUCAUACUACGCGGCGGCGUACCACAAGAAGAAGGCGCGGGCCCCGGGGCCAAUCCGUUUGCAGGUGCAGGAGGUGCAGGAGGUGCAGGAGGCUUCCCUUUUGCAUCGUCCGGCGGAAUGCCCGGUGGCACACGAUCCUUCCAUUUCUCCACGGGCGGCGGUGGAAACGGCUUCAACUUCUCCAGCGCUGACGACAUAUUCGGAGAAUUCAUGCGCAACAGCGGCGGCGGCGGUGAUGAGUUCGAUUUUGGUGGCUUUGGUAUGGGCGGCAUGCCUGGCGGAAUGGGAGGUAUGGGCGGCGGAGGCGGUGCUGCAGGUGGAAAAGGCGGGCGAUUCAGGGGUGGGCGACGAGCACCAGAACCCGAAGUCACUGUUGUGGAAAAACCGCUCGCUGUAAGCUUAGAAGAGCUAUACAACGGCACGACGAAGAAGCUCAAGAUCAAGCGCAAGACAUAUGAUCAGAGCACAGGGAAGCAAAGUACACAAGACCGGAUUCUCGAAGUGCCUAUCAAGAAGGGGUUGAAGGCGGGCAGCAAGAUCAAAUUCUCAGAUGUUGGGGAUCAAGUUGAGGGCGGCACGCAGGAUCUUCAUUUUAUCGUCUCAGAGAAACCCCAUGCCAUGUUCACCCGCGAAGGCGACGACGUCAAGCACAUCAUCGAAAUCGAUCUUAAAGAGGCACUCACCGGCUGGCGUCGCACUGUACAGACUAUCGACGGCAAACAACUCAGCGUUGGCAGCGGCGGCCCUACAGGCCCCAACUGGACGGAACGAUAUCCCAACCUGGGCAUGCCCAAGUCAAAGAAACCAGCAGAACGGGGAGACUUUGUAGUAGGCGUCAAGAUCAAGUUCCCAACCAGCUUGACAAGCACGCAGAAGGAGAAGCUAAAGGAGAUUCUGUAGUUACAGAAGGACGCAGAAGGCUCUAUUUCUUGGUACAUGUUCUUUCUAUUUUCUUAUUUUUUCAUAAAUAUUUCGACGGACAAAA
Pyrenophora tritici-repentis Pt-1C-BFP is the source of this 1204-nucleotide messenger RNA. RefSeq names its product DnaJ, DnaJ-class molecular chaperone with C-terminal Zn finger domain protein. The record is from RefSeq and is a predicted model, not a curated record. Gene Ontology annotation, molecular function: protein-folding chaperone binding. Gene Ontology annotation, cellular component: cytosol. NCBI's taxonomy places the organism in Eukaryota, Fungi, Ascomycota, Dothideomycetes, Pleosporales, Pleosporaceae. Gene Ontology annotation, biological process: translational initiation.